Messenger RNA from Anneissia japonica, 2242 nucleotides. RefSeq names its product protein DD3-3-like. The record is from RefSeq and is a predicted model, not a curated record. Bases 179 to 2227 code for a protein of 682 amino acids. The transcript has 13 exons. NCBI's taxonomy places the organism in Eukaryota, Metazoa, Echinodermata, Crinoidea, Comatulida, Comatulidae.
AGGUUGAAUUGAGUCAGCGAACUGUCAACCAAUACGCGGAUCCUCAAUACCAAAGAAACCGAAGAUAGAUAGAAGCUAAAAUUGAUACUAGUAGUUUGUAAAAUCGUUGGUUCGUUAGACUGUUUCAUUCCACAACAGUUUCUCCUGAAUAUAUCUAAUAUUAAAAGACCAAGCAAAGAUGAGGUCAUUCCUGUGGUUGUUAGCAUGCCUUGCAAUAACCAGUGCAGAUCUUUACCUACACAAUCCCAGAGGUUCCAAUAACAGACUUAAUGAGCAGUCAGCCAAUAGGAAGAAUGCAAACAGGAUGUUUGACUCUCAGAACAAUAACAGAGGAGGGUACAACUUUGGUGAUUCAACAAGCAAUGCAGCUGGGAAUGAAAAUCAACAGUAUAGAAUGGAGUAUUUUAUGAGUGGUCCAUAUAUGCGGUAUACAGAUGCAGAGGGCAACCCUACAGGCGAGGGGCAGUCCUUACUGAACAUUGAAUGGACCAAUCAGCAUGGCUGUGGUGGUGAUGAAGACACCGACCCUCACAAGACCAACUGCUUGCUGGUAAUGCAGUUCAUGUGUCAAGAUGAUGUACCAAGUGCAACAGGAACUGAUGACACCAUUCGAAAUGGUCAAAACACCGGAACCCAACAGCACAACCGUAUCCAAAACUUAAAUGAGGGGCAGGGCAGUGCCAACAAUCGUAAGAAUGUUGUGGCCUCAAAUCGCGGCCUACAUGAGCCAUGGCAGUGGUAUGACAAAUGCUACAACAGGGAAAGAAAUAUGGGUCUUUUUACUGCUGACCAAAACCUGCAAACUAAUAACGGUAAUGGAUACAGCUCAGCGAUUUACACUCGACAGAACCCACAAGGAACACAGAGGGGGUAUGAGUGCCCAGAAGAACGUGACUAUUACCCUUACUGGCAUCCCACCCCCUGGAGAGAUGUUGCACUGCUUGUACAGAAUGUCUCAGAAUGCAGCAAACUCCAGGCAGAAAGCUUUAACGUCCAACAAUACUAUGAGUGUGUGGAGUACUACGGCAAUGGCCAACGCAAACACUGGUCAAGGUACAACAACCAGGCUGACUGUGAAGCCAAUAAUGGUGAAUGGCUAGCUUUUACCGGCUACUUAGAAACAGCUCAAGAAUUUGGCACAGAAUCAGCAUGCAAUGCAGCCAAUAACAACCAAGAUAGUGUCAAGUACAUAUGGGGUAGGCCUGAGGAUGGUCUAGCUCUUCAGUGCUUGGUUGCCUUAAACCCACCUGAUUGCCUGCAAGCCCCAUGGACCAGGGACAACCAUCUUGGAAACACAAGGACAGGGGAAAAUGCACAGUAUACCAUGACACUUCCCUACUUUCCAUCUGGAAAAGCAAAGCGAUGUGCAUUUAGAAUGAGGUAUAACAUUAGUACAGACGAUUAUGAUCCAGCCAAUACUGAUGCCAGCCACAAUCAGAACUAUCAAACAGGCGAGAUAUCACCGAUCCAGAAUAAUCCGAAUGUGGACGUUGGGGCAGACAGCGUUCCAUUGCGUCUUGCUGUUAACACCGCUCAGUAUGGCCGCGUCUUUCAAGACAGGUCACACGCCUUCAAGAUUGUACCCCGACCAAAUCGUGAAGGUAUUGAAUCAGCAAAGAUCGUAAACUUAAACGUUCGUGGAAAGCGCGGCAACAUAGUUCAGGUGUACCCAGCGAUAGAGUAUGACUUCACGCCAACACGGUUGGAGAUUAAUGAAGGUGAUAUGAUCCAUAUACAGUGGACAGGGUCCAAUACUCAUAACAAUGGAAACCCAGCUGGAGAUGGACAGGCUGGUGAUGCUGGAGAAGGCAGAGGGGGAACCGACCGCAAUAAUAUUGUGCAGAUACCAAGUGCACUUGACAACUAUCCGCUGCCCUUCGACAGGACCACUAUGUGGCAGAACGCUAACAUCGUGUGGAUUCACUCACAGGCCGACUCGGAAACGCAACCACCACCGGACUUCUCCGCCGUAGACCUGGCAGUCAGCAUGGCAAGCUCUGGGUAUUACCAGUGUAUGUCCGCUGCAACCUGCGGAGGCCAAUCGGCUCAAAAUAAAAACAAAAUUAAUAAUCUACUAGAUAAUGCACCUGCUUCUUACAAGGGGGCGCUGUUACAGAUACCUGCUGGCGAGUAUCAUUAUAUGUGUACGAGGAACAAUAAUUUCACCAAUCGUAGCCAAAAAGGAAUGCUUAUAGUAAAGGAAACUAAUAAUGCAAAAAAGAAAUAACUAUUUUGAAUUACU